CAGCCAGCGGCCCCUCGAUCCGACGAUGACUUCAUGAGCGAGGAGAUUGACUCCUACAUGAUCGCCAUGGAGACCAGCGCCAUGGAGGAGAUGCUGGCGGUGGGGAACCAGACGCCCGCGGAUGAAGGGGACCUGCCCCCCAGCCCCACCUUCCCGCUAUUCCACCUCCCCAAGAGGUCCCACGGUGACAACGCAGCCCCCAUCCGCACCCCGGAGGCAGACGAAGAUGCGGAGGUGACAGCGACCCCACCUCACAAGAAGCAGUUCCGCUCGCUGUUUUUUGGCUCGCUCUUGUCCCCUGUGGGGGGGAGCUGCCGGCCGCUUGCGGGCCACGAGGUGCUAGCAGAGGCCAGUGACAGCGACGGAGAGACCUGAAGGGGCAGCGCGGAGAGAGAGCGAGCGAGAGAGAGAGAGAUGGGGGCAGAGGGGCUGGGACACCCCCCGGUGAGCUGCAGUGUACCAGGGCCCUGAGCCCGGAGCAGGAGGAGCUGAUCUCUAAGCCGCCGGUCCUGGCGCCCAAGACUUUUUAUCUAUCGGAAACGCAAUAAAACGGACGAUGAAAACUCA
Molecule: messenger RNA, 567 nt
Organism: Carcharodon carcharias (great white shark)
Lineage: Eukaryota; Metazoa; Chordata; Chondrichthyes; Lamniformes; Lamnidae
Product: cell cycle checkpoint control protein RAD9A-like
Exons: 2
Coding region: 34-375 (113 amino acids)
Source: RefSeq, a predicted model, not a curated record